CACAGAGAGGAACUGUGGUUCAUACCGAGGCUUCUCCACCUUGAGAAGAAGUUGUCUUCCCCUCUCUGGCUCUCCUUUUCUGUUUUACUGCAGCUCCUCUCAGAUGAUCCAUCUGUCACCCACCUGCAGCUGAUCUUGUACCCACCCUGCAGCCACAACAUGAGCCUACGGAAACUCAGUUUCAAGUGGUUUGGUAGCCUCAGCAACCUCUCCUUUCGCCGCUCCACUGAGAAAUCAGACUCCAAGUCCUCUCCGUCCAAGUCUGGAGCUGGAUAUGUACCUGGAGAUGUCUGUGGUGCAGCAGUCCUGGCUCCAGUUGUUGAGGCAACAAUGGACGACAUGGAUGCCAUGCGACCUCGCACUGCCAGCUAUGUCCGCUCCAGUGAGAGCUACACACACAUGGGCACACUGCCUCGGCUACUGAUGAAGAAGAGAGACAAAAGCAAUAAAGGAGGCUCCAGUAGCAAUAAGAAAACUAAAGACAAGAGCAUCAGCAGGAGUCAAAGCCAGCGACCUGCAGGGGACCAAGACCGUUCACCCCUGAGGCUCACAGCUGCCUCAUCCAAAGCGGCCAGGGAUGAAGCUGGAGCUAAAGCCGACACUGGGCUCACUAAAGACUGUCUCACUGAUCCAAAGACCCAGCUGGGACCCACAGAUCAAACUACUGCCACAAACACCCAAAACACCAUCUCUGGACCUGUAGCUGUCAGGGAAGAUGUGUCGCCAUCUGGUGGCUCAAGUUCUGCACUCCAAGCAGAGACUUGUGACAAGCAGGGCAUCACCCAGACAGGUGUAGACUUAAACCCACAUCCUCUCAGCCCAGGGAGUGAUCAGACCAGGACUCAUGAGGAUGAUGGGUUAGAGUCCAGGCCUGUGUCUGAACCAAAGGAGGAGGCUGAGAGCAGAGAGCUGACAGAGGGAGUGGACAGUGGAAACCAAAACUCUGACAGCACUCACAGCCACAUGGAGCCAGCAGAGAGCCAGGCGGAAUAUGUGCAGUUCUCCAAGGAGAAGUACCUGCUGGAGUCUCCCCCCGAGAAACUUCGUAAGGAGCUGGAGGAGGAGCUGAAACUGAGCGCUGCUGACAUCAGGAGCCAUGGCUGGUACCAUGGACACAUACCCAGAGAGGUGUCAGAGACUUUGGUUGUGCGUAAUGGAGAUUUCCUGGUGCGUGACUCUCUGACCAGUGUGGGUGACUACGUUCUGACCUGUCGAUGGGAUAAUGAGGUGCUGCACUUCAAGAUCAGCAAAGUCCUGGUCAAAUCCAGUGAGACCAAGGUACAGUAUAUGUUGGAGUCCGACAGCUUUGACUCGGUCCAGGAGCUUGUGCGGUUUUACGUGGGCCAGCGCAAACCUGUCUCCCAGUCCAGCGGUGUCCACAUCUACUGUCCGGUCAGCAGGACUCUUCCUCUGCGCUACCUGGAGGCCACCUUCGCUCUGGCCACCAGCAAGCAAGGCUCCGCCUACUCACCGUCCAGUCAGAGGGGAGCAUACAUCAAGAGGCGGAGCGUCACCAUGACCGAUGGGCUGACAGCUGAGAAGAUGAUACCUCACAGCCCGUCAACAAUCCACCACCAUAAAGACGCAAUGCGGAACUGUGCGAUGAGCAUGGACCAGAUUCAGGAGUACCGCUGCCCCUUGUCACCUGUUGGGGAAACACCACUGUCUCCUGCAUACAGUGCUAUCACCAGGCAGAGGGCCCACUCAGGCGGGCGGGUCCUGGCCGUCGUCCCACCCUCCCCAGUGAUGCGGCGUUCCAGCGACCCUCAGCUCAGCCCCUCAGCUGAUAACAACCCUCCAGAGCAUCCCGCGCACACAUCUCACUCGGCACACUCCACGCCUGCCCAUCACCCCAGCUACCAAUCACAUUCCUCAGAAACAGCAGGGAGCUACUGCGACCUCAGACCUUGCCCUGCUGGGCCCCCUAAACCCCCAACUAAGGGCUACGUGGAGCGAUUGCGAGUGGAAGAAGGGAGGGAGGAUGGAGCGAGGGAGGAUGGAGAGGGGAUGUUUACUGCCCCACAGGUGGAGACAGCGUCCUCGUUCAGGCCAUCCAGGUACGAGUCUUGCCUUCUGCCAGCUGAGAAUAAGCCUCUGGAGAUGUCAGUGCUGAAGAGAGUCAAAGAGCUGCUGGCUGAGGUGGAUGCAAGGACCGCAGCUAAACACAUCACCAUGGCAGACUGCACGGUGGCUCGAAUAUUAGGUGUAACCCCAGACAUGCAAAGGAUGAUGGGAGUGUCCUCAGGGUUGGAGUUACUGACAUUACCGCAUGGACACCAGCUAAGGCUCGACUUACUGGAGAGGUUCUACACCAUGUCUAUCAUGAUGGCAGUGGACCUGCUAGGCUGUACGGGAAGCACAGAGGAGAGGGCGGCGCUGCUGCACAAGACCAUCCAAUUGGCAGCAGAGUUGAAAAGCAACCUGGGGAACAUGUUUGGCUUUGCUGCUGUGAUGAGAGCCCUGGAGCUGCCACAGAUUUCCCGGCUGGAGCAGACGUGGGUGACAUUACGCCAGAGACACACAGAGGGCGCCAUUCUAUAUGAGAAGAAACUCAAACCUUUCAUGAAGAAUAUGAACGAUGGCAAAGAGUCGAACGCCCUUUCCAACACCUCCCUACCCCACAUCAUUCCCGUCCUUUCCUUACUGGAGCGGGGCAUGGUUAUUGGGGAGACGCUGGAGCCCUGGGAGAGUGCAGAAGUUGGAGUAGACGUGGUCAUGUACCACCUAGAGGCAGCCCGAACCAUCGCACAUCACGGGGGGAUCUAUAGAACCAACGCUGAGACCAAACUGCAGGGAUUCCAGGAACGGGCAGAAAUCCGCGAGAUCUUCCAGACAGAAUUUCAGAUGCGUCUCCUAUGGGGCAGCCGCGGCUCUGAGGGCAGCCAAUCAGAGCGUUACGAGAAGUUCGACAAGGUCCUCACAGCUCUGUCACACAAGCUAGAGCCUCCUGUGCGCCACAGCGAGCUAUAGCAUCUGCCCCGACACCCACCGUCGCCAAAACACCCCCAUCUGCACUCACCACUCAUUGUGGUAUGGUCUUAUUUUGCAUCGCAGAGGAUGAUGUGGAAGAGUCCAGCAUGAACACUUGGGAGGGUGGAGAGUGAAUGAAGAGGCAGCUAACGGCGCAUGUGGAGUGAGCGAUAGAGAGAAGAGGGUCUCACUUGUAAAACGUGUUGCACUCACUGUGGACUUCUUUCUGUUCCUCCCUGUGGACUUCCUCACUUAGCACUAAAAUAUUUAAAUGGCGUCUGGGAAGAGUCGAGCUAAGUGGAAAAGAAGACGGGGGAGGAGACUGACCAGCUCCUCUGCUUGGUACAAACAGUAACAUGUGUACGGAGUGUCCCGAGGGCCGAACAGAGCUGCAGAGUUUGGCUUUGCUCCAAUUUAAAAAAAAAAAACAACAGACUCUCUCUUGUUGCAAACAACUGCUGUCACACACUGUAGCAGAAAUGCUAACAAUAACUUGCAUAGCUCAUAUAUAGAUGUUCAUAUGUGUGAGUGUGUGUGUGUGUGUGUGUGUGUGUGUGUGCGCGCGUGUAUGUGUGUUUACAUUCCUUCAUUUCUGUAAGUCAUUAAUGUUUCAUGUAUUUUUUUUUGUCUAUUUAUUUGUCAUGAUCAAAGACGAUCUAAACAUCAUGGACAUCGCUUCACCAAACUCAUGAGGAUCUGUCAGUGCUCAUUCGGAGGGAACCAUAUUCAUAAAACCUCAUUAAAUAUGUAUCAAGCAGUCCCAUUGAGUCCCAUUAAAAAUGUAUCAGGCAUGCAUUAAUAAAUGUAUCAGAAAUGAAACAUUUGCAGAAGUGAUGCAGCAACUUAAACACGAGGGCUUUGUGAGUUGUUAAAAAUGUUAAGAGGACAAAGCAGCUUCCCUCUGUUGUCGCUGUUUGACUAACACAUUUGAUAUUGUGUGUCUUGUGCACAAAAUAUUGCUAACAACGGCACUAAAGAGACAGAUGUGUACUCUUUAAAUUUAGUUUAAGCAAUGUUUCACUUAGUGUAUAAACAUUUAUGAACAUAUGUUGGUACGACUCCAGCUUCAGUUUGUAAAGUUGCAGAAAUAACUGGUUGAUGCAUGCACCAAGUCAAAUGUUGCUUUAAACUACUGAUUUAAACAUAAUGUGUCAACUUGAGAAAUAUGCAGAUGAAAAUCUUUCAUGUCUGGAUAAUCCUGAAUGAUCUUGAAUGAUACCAAACUUUUUUUUUUCCAGUUUGAAAAUCAAUGAAUGAUACACAAAAUUCCCAAACACGUUGACCACAACCCUACCAGAGAAUGUCUUCUGGUCUUAUGUUCUGAGUUUGUGUCGCAGCAGUAGAGCUAAUCCUUUUAUUGCUAUGGGUUUUUAUUUCGGUUGACUGUUAGUGUUAAAUCAUCGCUGUAUUUGCAGCACGUGGGCCUGAGAGCGCUUUAGCCGACUCUCAGAGCUAUGCAAUCAUUUCAACCAAGGGCUGAGACCCCUGAGAAACACCAAUUCACAAUACUCCCUCUUUGCCCCCUGACAUGUAUAUCCUUUGUUCUUCCUAACUCUAUCCAAACUGAUAAUCUACAUAUGAACUACAGUCAUAUCAGAUAUCGAUCAAGCAGAAAAAAAUCUACAAAUAUCUGUCUACCCGAGAGUUGCAUAUCAGAGAUUCUUAAAUGGAUGUUUGAUUGUCUCGCUUUCUCGUCUGAGCCUGUACAGAGGAGCCAUGUGCCAGUUCCCGCUGUGGUCCAACAGGGGGCGAUCUUUAGUCAGCAAAAAACUCAGAAUCAUUAAUUGUAAUAAAAACAACAGGAAUACAUACACAAACACAUACACAAGAAAACACAUUUAUUCUAUGUGUUUUGAGACCAAUGUUUGAUAUCAGUGAUAUUAGAUAUCAAACCUACUGGUUUAGGUUUGGUAUCUGAUAACACUGAUGAUGAAAAAGUGAUGAUGAUGAUGAUAAUGUAAUAUGUUUUUAUUUG
Molecule: messenger RNA, 4945 nt
Organism: Epinephelus fuscoguttatus (brown-marbled grouper)
Lineage: Eukaryota; Metazoa; Chordata; Actinopteri; Perciformes; Serranidae
Gene: sh2d3ca
Product: SH2 domain containing 3Ca
Exons: 15
Coding region: 160-2970 (936 amino acids)
Biological process (GO): positive regulation of peptidyl-serine phosphorylation; small GTPase-mediated signal transduction
Molecular function (GO): phosphotyrosine residue binding; guanyl-nucleotide exchange factor activity
Source: RefSeq, a predicted model, not a curated record